CUCGCGGAGCGCCAGAGUGCGCUCUCGCUGGCUGACAGCCUAUCUCGGAAGCCAGAGGAGGCCCUGGGCUGUGUCCUGCUUGGUAGUGCUGGGGUUCCGCACCCUGGACAGCUUCCCCAGACAGUGUUUGGAAUUCAGGGAAGGAAGAAAGUACUGUGCGCCCCCAUUUAACCCUCGGGACCUGGCGAAAUCCUGCUACGUGGGUAGUGAACAUUGUUUCGGGAACUGAAGGAAAUGCAUGUAAAGAGUGUUAGUCUGGAGCCAUACUUUCCCUGCCCUGUUCAAGCUCCCUGGGCUGUCGGAAGCGGAGUUGUUUGUAAAGGCAAAUGCCGACGCCUCCUCCUCCUCCUGUCACUUCGGGACAAGUUAACAACCUUCAGAUUCGUUGUUAAAGCAGCGUGUUCUCUAUGUGAUCUAUCAGGUUCGGCUUUAGAGUGUGGUGAAGGGUACUUUUCAUGGUGCAUGGAAGGAAAGCCAAUGCGCAGGUGUACCAACAUUCGACCAGGAGAGACUGGAAUGGAUGUAACAAGCCGCUGCACCCUUGGAGACCCCAACAAACUACCAGAAGGGGUUCCCCAACCUGCCCGCAUGCCCUAUAUCUCAGACAAGCACCCUCGACAAACCUUGGAAGUGAUUAACCUUCUGAGAAAGCACCGGGAGCUAUGUGAUGUGGUGCUAGUUGUGGGCGCCAAGAAGAUAUAUGCCCAUCGAGUCAUUUUGUCAGCUUGUAGUCCCUACUUCCGAGCUAUGUUUACAGGAGAAUUGGCAGAGAGCCGUCAGACAGAAGUAGUGAUCCGCGACAUCGACGAGAGGGCUAUGGAAUUACUGAUUGACUUUGCAUAUACCUCCCAGAUAACAGUAGAAGAGGGCAAUGUUCAGACUCUUCUGCCAGCUGCUUGCCUCCUCCAGCUGGCAGAAAUACAGGAAGCCUGCUGUGAAUUCUUAAAGAGACAAUUAGAUCCUUCUAACUGCCUGGGCAUUCGGGCUUUUGCUGACACACAUUCAUGUCGUGAGUUGCUAAGGAUAGCAGACAAGUUCACCCAACAUAACUUUCAAGAGGUAAUGGAGAGUGAAGAGUUCAUGUUGCUUCCAGCCAAUCAACUCAUUGAUAUAAUAUCCAGUGAUGAACUAAACGUUCGCAGUGAAGAACAAGUGUUCAAUGCAGUGAUGGCCUGGGUCAAAUACAGUAUUCAGGAAAGACGUCCUCAGUUACCCCAGGUGCUGCAGCAUGUUCGUUUGCCUUUGCUUAGUCCCAAGUUCCUCGUGGGCACAGUAGGCUCUGAUCCCCUCAUCAAAAGUGAUGAAGAAUGCAGAGACUUGGUAGAUGAGGCUAAAAACUACCUCCUGUUGCCGCAAGAACGACCACUAAUGCAAGGACCAAGGACAAGACCACGGAAACCUAUCCGAUGUGGGGAAGUACUCUUUGCAGUUGGUGGUUGGUGCAGUGGAGAUGCCAUUUCCAGUGUUGAACGAUAUGAUCCACAGACCAAUGAAUGGAGAAUGGUGGCUUCAAUGAGCAAAAGGAGAUGCGGAGUUGGGGUCAGUGUUCUUGAUGAUCUGUUAUAUGCAGUAGGAGGCCAUGAUGGAUCCUCUUAUCUCAACAGUGUUGAAAGGUAUGACCCCAAAACAAACCAGUGGAGCAGUGAUGUGGCCCCUACAAGCACCUGCAGGACAAGUGUUGGUGUAGCAGUACUUGGAGGCUUUCUCUAUGCUGUGGGUGGCCAGGAUGGCGUGUCUUGCCUCAACAUUGUUGAGAGGUAUGAUCCGAAGGAGAACAAGUGGACUCGGGUAGCUUCUAUGAGUACCAGAAGACUAGGUGUGGCUGUGGCUGUGUUAGGAGGGUUCUUAUAUGCUGUAGGUGGCUCUGACGGGACAUCUCCACUCAACACAGUGGAACGUUACAAUCCUCAGGAAAACAGAUGGCACACUAUAGCCCCUAUGGGGACCCGGAGGAAACACCUAGGCUGUGCAGUGUAUCAGGACAUGAUCUAUGCUGUAGGAGGUAGAGAUGACACUACAGAGCUGAGCAGUGCUGAGAGAUACAACCCCAGAACCAACCAGUGGUCUCCGGUGGUGGCCAUGACAUCACGCCGUAGUGGAGUUGGCCUGGCAGUGGUCAAUGGACAGCUCAUGGCAGUAGGAGGUUUUGAUGGCACAACAUACUUGAAGACCAUAGAAGUUUUUGAUCCUGAUGCCAAUACAUGGAGGUUAUAUGGCGGGAUGAAUUACCGUCGGCUAGGGGGUGGUGUAGGAGUUAUUAAAAUGACACAUUGUGAAUCCCAUAUUUGGUGAACACAGAGAAGACAGAGUCUUGUACAUAUUCCUCUGUAUUCUGGGGAGCUUUGACCUUGGAGCUUUGUACAGCUUGAGAAAACAUUAGAACAAAUUUUAUUAUUUGCCGGUGCCUCAACAUAUGGAAAUACAAAUGAAAGUAGUUCACCUGCAAGAUGCACAAUAAUUUUCAACUCUGUGCAGAAGAAUAUUUAUUUUUGGUUUUAAUUUAUCAUGGUUUUUUGUUGUUUUCGUUUUGAACUUAUCCUUCCUCCCACAAAAAAAGAAAAGAAGAAAAAAAUUCCAAGCAGCAAAACUUACUUUGUUUAUAAGGUAUUGAUUUAGGUUUGAAAAUACUAUUUAAUAAGGGCAUAAGGGCUAUAUAUGAUUUGGCUGUUAUUUCUAGACACUCCAUCCACGUGAUUCCACUAACAAGGAUUACCAGGAAUUAAGGUAGGUAUGCAAAAUGUAUUAGCUAGCCAUUAUUCUUGCACUAACCACCAGAACACUUGAAAAUCUAAAAAAAAAAAAAAACAAAAAAAAAAGAAAAGGCAACAUCUCAUUUUAAAUAGUACAAUUCAGAAGGGAUACUAAAUCAAUAAAAACCAGGACUCAGACACUACAGUUUUCAUCAGUGUAAUUUUAUGUCGUUUCUAUAUGAAUUUGUUUAUUUAGUCUUUUUUUCAUAAUAUUCUCAUAGAGUUUCUGCUAGAUCUAGAGCUCUGCUCAGUGCCUCUUAUAAAAACUAUAUAUGUCUCAUAUGCUGUCUUGAGAAUCCAAGAGAAUCACAUGCAGCUCUGCAACAGUUUUUGCUCAAAAAUGUUACCAACUAAAGCAACUGUUCUUCCUGUUUCCUAUUGCUACCAAGGACCAGCAGGGAGAAAUAUCUUCUCCCAGCAGUGAAUUCUGUUAUGCAAUUUAUUCUUGAUGCUCAGGCCUAGUUAAGCUGAGGCUUACCUUUAAUAACAGCCUCCAAGGGAAUGAAUUAUUCAGUUCAUGUAAUAGCACACAUUAAAGAGAAUAAAAUCAAUUGAGGCAUUUUAUUAAUAUCUUGGUUCUUUUAUACAAACAAUGUAUCAUUAUCUUCGUUCUAUAAGACCAUUGUUACUACUUCUCUCAAAUUGCACUUUCUGGUAAAAAGUUAAAAAUUUUUAGGAAAAAACAUAAUUUCAAUGGUUAAAGUUUUUUUUCCUCAUUGUAUUCAUAGACAAAUUUUUUUCAAUAUAUUUUGCAAGAAAAAUCUUUGAAUAAGACUAACUGCAUUUAAAAGGAAUAACCUCCUUUCCCCAACUACAAAGAUGUUUGGCAACUUUGUGUUUACAUUUAAAGAUCAUUUGCACCUUUUUCAAGGAAAAAAAAAGUAUUGAGUAAACAAUUGUUUACAUGUAUCAUUUAUGCUUUUUUCUAGCAUGUAUAACUUUUUUAAAUAAAGGUAGUAUUUACCAUUAAAAAAUUUUUAGCUAAUGCUUUUUAUCCUUGUACUUUUGUUAUUUAAUUUGGAAUUUCUGUUUCUAUAUAAUUUAUUUUACCUGUAUGUAAACUUACAAGUGCUUUCAACUUGAAGGAAUAAAAGGAUUGCCAGCUAGAA
Molecule: messenger RNA, 3859 nt
Organism: Mandrillus leucophaeus (drill)
Lineage: Eukaryota; Metazoa; Chordata; Mammalia; Primates; Cercopithecidae
Gene: KLHL20
Product: kelch-like family member 20
Exons: 12
Coding region: 235-2292 (685 amino acids)
Molecular function (GO): protein binding
Source: RefSeq, a predicted model, not a curated record